AUGUGGUGGAAUGGUCCAAAAUUUCUCCACGAUAUUCCUGAAACUUGGAAAUUGCAUAAUAAUAUCGAAGUAAUUGAAACAGAAUUAAACAGAGAAUUAAAACAACAAGCAGUUUCUCUUGCAUGUAGUCAAGUAAAUGAUUUCUUGGCCAUGUUUUCAUCACUCAACAAACUAAAAAGAGUGGUGGCUUACAUACUAAGAUUUAAACAAAAUUCAUCACGACUACAUGAGCUUAGAAUACUUGGACCUUUAACUCCCGAUGAAAUAAAUAAUGCAUUCAUAAGAAUAGUAAUAUUAGCGCAGCGCGAAUUCAGCUCUGAUAUACAUCACCUGAAAGCUAAGGGUGAUUUAGCUACAACGAGUAAAUUAAAGUCUUUAUCACCUUUUAUUGAUUCUAAUAACAUAUUACGCGUUGGUGGAAGACUAAAGAAUGCUAAUAUAUCAUAUAAUUUUAAACAUCCAAUACUUUUACCAAAAAAUUAUGCAUUGACGAAAUUAAUUGUCUGGCAUGAGCACAAUAGGCAUUUUCAUGCAGGAACUUCAGCUACUUUAGCUGCAAUUCGACAAUCUUUAUGGCCAAUAUCUGGAAGAAAUACGGUUAGAAGUUUAUUAAAAAAUUGUAUUGUAUGCUAUAAAUAUUCACCUAAACAUGUUCAAGGAAAGAUGGGGGAUUUACCUGAACCCAGAAUGGCAAUAACAUUACCCUUUCAAUACACUUCCCUAGAUUUUGCUGGACGUUUUGAGAUUAAAGAAACAAAAUGUACGUUUGUGUCUUGGUCUGUUUCUCAACCAAAUGUGUUCAUUUAG
This is a messenger RNA of Onthophagus taurus, 807 nucleotides long. RefSeq lists its product as uncharacterized. The record is from RefSeq and is a predicted model, not a curated record. NCBI's taxonomy places the organism in Eukaryota, Metazoa, Arthropoda, Insecta, Coleoptera, Scarabaeidae.